AUGCAUUUUUUCGACAUUUUUCUAUUGGCCAUCAGUGCCGUUUUCGUGGCGCAAGCAUGCCCUUCAUCACCAGGACGCUCCGAGCCAGGACCACCGGGACCGGAUGGGAGUGAUGGAGAAGGCGGACUACCAGGACCCCCAGGAGACCCUGGACCUCGAGGAGCAAAAGGACCGGCUGGAGAUCGAGGACUCCCAGGUUCACCAGGACUUCCCGGUCCACCGGGACUACAAGGACCACAAGGUGCCGAAGGACCGCCAGGCAUUCAGGGACCACCGGACGUUCAAAUAUGUUGA
This is a messenger RNA of Acanthocheilonema viteae, 294 nucleotides long. NCBI's taxonomy places the organism in Eukaryota, Metazoa, Nematoda, Chromadorea, Rhabditida, Onchocercidae. The record is from the annotation of a GenBank genome assembly.